This is a messenger RNA of Mesorhabditis spiculigera, 1299 nucleotides long. NCBI's taxonomy places the organism in Eukaryota, Metazoa, Nematoda, Chromadorea, Rhabditida, Rhabditidae. The record is from the annotation of a GenBank genome assembly.
AUGGUCAUCUGCUUCUCGUGCCGCUCUUUUAAUACGCUGCGCAUGGUCGUCGUCUGUUCGGCGGUGUAUCCCGUAGCUUUCGGGUUGACGAUGCUGGCACAGAAGAUAUUCCCCUGUUGCAAUUACGCCAUGCAAUUCUGCGCCAUCUCCCUCUUCUACCUGCUCGCCUGGGUAUGCUUUCGGGUAUUUCCGAUGCUAUUUGGGAAAUCGUCGAAGGAAUGGUUUUCCUUUGUCUCGCUGUUCGUCAUCGUCAACUCUGGGGCCAACGGGUUCACGUAUAUUUGUAACAAUAAGGAGCGCUAUGAAAAUCGAAAAAUUUGCGGCUGCUGGCUCCCGAAUCAAUGGGAUACGAUACACUGUGAAAUGGAUGGGAUGAAGAUCCAAAUUUGCUGUCGGACUCCCGAAGAACUAUUCGCGUUGAUUCUGACGAAGGGGCGACACGGGAGCGGGCAAAUGCGCCUCGAUAUCGUCUACAACCAGUUUGGAGCGCUCAAAUUACCCUUGACGAUAGCGAACGGACUGGCAUUGAGGGCCACUUUCGAUCGGCUGCACGAAGAAAAUUGUUUUCGAAUCGUCAACAAGAUUACGGACGUACUCAGCGGAGCCUCAGUCAUUUUCCGGCCGCUCGGCUCGACGGAGGAAGAGCUGAAAUUCUCCCACAAUCUGAACCUGCUGAAGAAGCCGUUCCGCGGCGAAUAUCGUCUCUUAUUUAUCGACGGAGAGUACGCCAAGCUACGCACCAGAAUACGUUGCACACCGGCUGCGGAAGCGGUGGAAUUCACGACGCAUCAUGUCUGCCGCGUGGCGUAUGCCCUCCGAAAUAUGGGCCCCAUCAAAUGCAACUGUAAAACGCCGUAUCCGAUGAGGCUCGAUUUGGUGAAGAACCACGACUACGUGAGCGUGCGUAUCCACUCUGAUUCGCGGGCCGGUCGCGUGCUAUCGCUGGCUUUUCUGAAAAUCGCCCGCCACACCCUGCAGCUGGCCCUGAAAAGCCGGAGGCGACGGCUUGUCGUCUGCACGGCGCUAAUCCGGAAACCAAUGCUUUGCUGGAACCUCUACACAAAAAUAGUCAAUAAAGUCGGGAAUUUGCUGCGGGAAAACUGCCGGAUUUACAGCGUUUCGUCGACGAAAGCGAUGCAUCUCCGCGGUGACUACGAUGUGAUCCAAAUGUUCUACGCGAUCAACUACGGGCCCGACAUCGAGCUGAUCGAGUGGGAGGCGAGACGGUUGUCCUUCAUUCGGCCCCUCGAACGAUUGAAACAGCGAUGGCCACUUCCUGGCGUCACUAAUAGCUUGCAA